AUAGCGUAGGAGGCGGGCUUUGUGGGAGCAAUAAGGCGUUGGGGGAUGGUGGUGCGGUAGUCAUAUAUAUUUCAACAAUACUCCUGCUUACUACCCCCUCCCUACCCCGGAGGCGGCCCGUGUUCGCCUUCGUAUCCACGCUCGGUCCCGGCUGGAGUCUGGGAUGUGACUGUAGCGGUUUACUGGGCAGAGAGACGGAGAUGAGGAGGCUGCUCCGGCUUUUGACAGAGAAGACAGAAAGUGGAGUGAUUGAACCUGGCUGGUGUUUUAAACCUAAUUCCAAAACACGGCACUGUUGUUCCCCUGUUCUGCGAUGGGUUUCAUGAAAUUAGCGUAGCCGAAUCAACAAACAUAACGGGGUUAGCAAGAAAACGCUGCUGCAGCAGGCCGCUAGUUCACUCCUGAGCUCUGUCCAGAAGAUAUAUCAUGGGCUUGAUCGUGGCCAAGCUGUGGAGCUUUUUCUGUAAUCAAGAACACAAGGUGAUCAUAGUGGGUCUUGACAAUGCAGGAAAGACGACCAUUCUUUACCAGUUCCUGAUGAAAGAGGUCGUCCACACGUCUCCAACAAUUGGCAGUAAUGUUGAAGAGAUCGUCGUGAAGAACACGCACUUCCUAAUGUGGGACAUCGGUGGCCAGGAGAGCCUAAGAACCUCUUGGAACACUUACUACUCCAACACUGAGUUCAUCAUCCUGGUUGUGGACAGUACGGACAGAGAAAGGCUUGCGAUCUCCAAAGAGGAGCUGUACAGAAUGCUAGCACAUGAGGAUUUGCGUAAAGCCGCAGUGUUGAUUUUUGCGAAUAAGCAGGAUAUGAAGGGCUGCAUGUCCGCAGCCGAGAUCUCAAAAUACCUGACCCUCAGCUCAAUCAAAGAUCAUCCAUGGCACAUUCAGUCCUGCUGUGCUCUUACAGGAGAAGGGCUUUGCCAGGGCUUGGAGUGGAUGACUUCAAGGGUGGGACUCAGAUAGCCUCCAACAACUUUACAGGACUGGCUUCAUGCGGCGCCUUCACCGUGAACAUCUGGCCUCAUCCUAUUGGCUGCUUUUUUUUUUUUUAAUGAUUAUUAUGAUUUUAAACUUUUUAGCUCAUGAACAGUGAUCGACUGCUCUGGACAACCUACCUCACCACAGAAUGACUGGAUGCUGGUUGACAGAUUGGACAAAUGUUUCAGUUUCUUCAGGUUAUUUAUGCACAUGAAAGAACUGAGAGGCAUUGGACUGUGUGCUUUGAACACCCAUUUUUGGAAAAGUUCUCUGUUCUGGUUUAAUAUAGUUAAUGGACUGUGGUGUGUUUUAUUGAACAAAUCAUUUUACUGGUCAAUACAGCGGUCAGGGACGUCUUGUUUCUUUUUUGUGUGGGUGUGUGAUGGGGGGGAUGGGGGACAUGUAUGGAGUGUCUGUAACAAACUCAAAAACCACUACAUAUCAUGAAGACACAUUGCAUAUCAUGGCUCAUUACCUCAGUUAGCAGCACUACAGACACUCGAGCAGCCGUCAUUGAGCUAGCCUUUGCGUUACCACUGAAAUUGUGGGAGCGGGCUGGCUCAGUAAUAUGGAGUUUUAUUCAUUGAUCUAUGUCAAUUAUUUAAGGUCCUCAAACACCAUUUAUAACCAUGUUUGUGCCAUUCGAUUAAAUGGGCUCCUUUUCCACCCAUCAUCUGCAAUUACAUUGAGGACUGGUUAUUAAUAUCUUUUUUCCCCUGAGGAUGAAACCUGGAUUAUGGAUAAACUUGAAAAUCCUUUUUUUUUUUUUGUUUUUUUUUUUUUUUGCUAAUUGUAUUUUGUUUUUAUGUCAGGUACCAGUUUGUAUUAUUUUUGUACUGGUGAUUCAUAUGCUGCAUCAAAACAAUUUUACUCAGUCGUGUGUGUGUGUGUGUGUGUCUCAGUCAGUCAGUCUCAGGCUGGUGAGCAUUUUCAAAUCUAUUUAAAUAAUUGGUGCAAACUGAGUAGCAGCUACAAAAUCUAGGUGGAGAUCUUUUCAGUUCUGCAAUUUUGAACCAUGAAAGUGUUUAUGAAAAUAUUGUUUUUGGAAUAAAAUUAUAUAUGCAUA
This is a messenger RNA of Silurus meridionalis, 2047 nucleotides long. It is a transcript of the gene arl8, whose product is annotated as ADP-ribosylation factor-like 8. The transcript has 7 exons. NCBI's taxonomy places the organism in Eukaryota, Metazoa, Chordata, Actinopteri, Siluriformes, Siluridae. Gene Ontology annotation, molecular function: GTPase activity; GTP binding. The record is from RefSeq and is a predicted model, not a curated record. The coding region runs from base 427 to 966 and encodes 179 amino acids. Gene Ontology annotation, biological process: intracellular protein transport; protein localization to Golgi membrane; vesicle-mediated transport. Gene Ontology annotation, cellular component: cytoplasm; trans-Golgi network.